Molecule: messenger RNA, 1205 nt
Organism: Culex pipiens pallens (northern house mosquito)
Lineage: Eukaryota; Metazoa; Arthropoda; Insecta; Diptera; Culicidae
Exons: 2
Coding region: 89-1111 (340 amino acids)
Source: RefSeq, a predicted model, not a curated record
AGAAACUCAUCUGUCAAAACAAAAGUCAACAAACGCGUGAUCUGAUCGGAAGAAUCGCAAAGUGUUCGCAGAAUUCGAUCGAAAAAAUAUGUGGCCCUGUCCGUACUGUCGCGAGCUGCACCCGGUGGCCUCACGCGUGGACCACCUAACCAUCCGCCACAACAGGUUCCCGUGUCUGAACUGUGACCUCGUCAGUGCCAGUGCCGAAGGGCUGACCAAACACGACCAAGAAAUGCACCGCUAUACGCUCAACGGUAACGGGGGACCUUCCGACGACGGUGGGUCCGUGGGACCGGUCAUGGAGGUGUCCGGAUUUAUCAUGGAAGUGCUGCUCACGCUGCGGGACAUAAAGGAACAACAAAACGUUCAGUUUGGAACGCUGUCCGAGCAGAUUGGUGCGAUGCGUAGUGAGUUGGAGGAGGUCAAGCGGAGCGUGGAUCAGCGAUCGGAUGCCUUGGUUGUGAAGAUUAUUGAUGGACAGGGAGAGAUGGAAAAGGUGCCUUUGGAGUUGUCGGGAGACAUGAUCUACACAGAGCAGUGGAACCCGAAGGACUACUUUCCGAUCAAUAGCGUAGAGCAACUCAAGCAGUUGGAUGAAAUCUCCCGAUUGGCCGAGGAACAUGCGCAUUUCACGGAUCUGAACAUCACCCUCGAAUCCCAAAAUCCUGACGGUUGGAACCCAAAUGGAUUGGUCGAAUUUUGCAAAACCUUCGACCGGACGUUCGCCCUGAAACUUUUCGUAACCCCGGAAGAAACUCCACAGCAGUGUAUUUCACUUGGCGAUUAUAAGGCCUUUUUGGGGGUCUUGAGCGAAUCCUGGAAGGCGGCCGGUCCCAAACGCAUCAACCGCCGGCUGCGCCACUAUCUGAAGUUGAACCGGGAAAAUAUUAACAAGACCAACGACAUCGCCCCUCAGAUCAAUUCCACCUCGGAUGAGGUUGAUCGCAACGUCAACGGCAAGCGGGUUAACUCAGCACCGGCGCCGGACCAGUCUCAGGACUUUGUCGUGGUCAAGAGACGUCGCGGAACGAUUAUGAAACUGACCAAAUUCAAGCAGGAACAUCAGCAGCUCCAGGAUCGAGGGCUGUCUGGCAACGGAAGUUGUAGGUAGAGAGUUUCGCAGUCGAAACUGAAAAGUUGCGUGUAUUAUAUAAACAUUGACUAUCGAAAAUCGUUAAUUUAAGCCAGCUGUUUUUUAAAUAAAU